AGAUGGCAGUUGAUGGAGUAUAUACAGAAACCAUUCCCUUCCUCACACCUCAGCGCACAACGUGUACGACAACCCCGUGCUGGCACAACCGCUUUGUUUUACGCAAUGCAGACAGUUUUCUGUCCGGCUGCAGGCAGUACUAUGUUAUCAGACGCAGUCGUGGAUGACUGACAAGGCGCAGAACAGCCCCAUCCCAUUCUGCCAUUGUGUAGAUGAUCAAUCUGCAUUGAUUCCCAUGCCACCCUUUGUUGUCUGAUCAAAAACAUUUACAAGCCAUACGUUCGUCUUGGCGUUAUUCUGCAUCUUCCGUCUUGAACCACUGACGUCUCCGCAUGCACGAUGUCUGCCCCGGGCGUGUAUAAUCUUGACCACUUCAGGGCCAAGGUUGAAGCAGUUUGUAAGAUAGCCCGAGACGACGGCAUGACAGCCACCGGAAUAAAUCAAUGCUUGGACCAGUCGCUCGGCGCGCCAGAUGCCGCAGCCAAUGAUGAGCCAAUUGCUGUCUUCACUCGCUGGAUGUGGUGUAACGUGACCGCUCCACGACUCUGUCUGUUCUCGGUGGUCAGUGCUCUGUUUCUGGCGGUCAGCCCAACUGGACACAGUGUUCUGGGAUUAUUGUUACCCCAGGAUAUGAUCGCUAAUGGAAUGGUUGCAGUCUUAAAAUUCGCUCGACUUUCAUCAGUUCCGUUCCAUGGGAUGAUUGACUUUUCAAACUACUACAGCAGCGAAUGUUUCGUGAACAACCCGUUGUACGUUGUGCCGGGCCCGGAGUGUAACACGUGCAAGAACCACAAGUCUGUCAAGGAACUGAAGGUCAAGAUGAAGACAUUGAAGCUCCACCUGAUGUCGUAUCCCCUAAUACACAGAGGUCUGCAGACACCUGUGCAUCUGGAGGAUGUUGAAGCUGUUAUUAGGAAAGAGAAGGAUCACCUUGUACAGCAUCCCAUCGACUGCACGGCGGGGUGGGCUGUGCAGGCAAGUGACCUGGCACGGGAGAAUUUGCUGGGGCAGAUCGAAGCCGAGAAGAACUUCUCUUGUGUAUGGAACAGCAAGGAGAAGAUGUUUCUAGGUCAGCUGAUGAGGCGCCUGUUUCCCCGGCCGUCCAUCAUCCCACCCGAGACGGAGAUCGCCCUUCAGAAAUACCUCUAUAUAGACGGUGUCGGGGGAAAGCAGAGGACUUUGCCUCCCAGUUCCCAGGGUGGCUACAGCUGGUACGCCCAGGGGCAGGGGACGCGGAAGGUGGUGUUCAACUCUCCCGAGGCGUGUGUCGACACCUGCAACACGUUUCAAAUUACCUUGAAGGAGGGAGAUAUAUUGACAUUCCCCAGUUGGAUUUGGACAGUUAAUGUUGAAGAAAAUGGCGAAGAAAUAAGUGUCGGAUUUCUUGGACAUAUCCUUCCCUGAUAAUCUUUUGGGUCUUUCUCAUCUGUCGGCCUCCCGACCUGCCGGUCUCCCGAAUCUGUCGGCCUCCGAUCUGUCAGCCUCCGAUCUGUCGGUCUCCGAUCUGCCGGUCUCCCGAAUCUGUCGGUCUCCGAUCUGUCAGCCUCCGAUCUGUCGGUCUCCGAUCUGCCGGUCUCCCGAAUCUGUCGGCCUCCCGAUCUGCCGGUCUCCCGAAUCUGUCGGCCUCCCGAUCUGCCGGUCUCCCGAAUCUGUCGGUCUCCCGAUCUGUCCGUCGCCAUAACCUAUUGACCUACCGAUCUGUCUUGGCCCCUAAUCUUUCGACCUCCGGAUCUGACGGUCGACCUAACCUAUCGGCCUCCAGAUCUGUCCGUCGCCAUAACCUAUUGACAUCCCGAUCUGUCUUGGCCCCUAAUCUAUUGACCUCCGGAUCUCACGGUCUCCCUGCCUUCCAUUUUGUCGGUCGCCCUAACCUAUUGGUCUCCCAAUCUGUCGGUCAACCUAAUCUGUCGGCCACCCGAUAAGUGGGAGUUAAUGUCUUCUCUCCUCUGACAUAUCUAUCUACCCACUGUUAGGGGCGGUCGGGUAGCCUAGUGGUUAAAGCGUUCGCUCGUCACGCCGAAGACCCGGGUUCGAUUCCCGACAUGGGUACAAUGUGUGAAGCCCAUUUCUGGUGUCCCCCGCCGUGAUAUUGCUGGAAUAUUGCUAAAAGCGGCGUAAAAACGAUAUACAUACCCACUGUUAACGUGGAUAUUCUCGUGCUAACGUCUUCACUCAUACGUGCAUUAUUACAAUGCUGUAUUGCUGUCUGUUCUCUUUCGGAUUCCAUCUGUCUUCGACAUUUCUGAUAAAGUAAUUGACAAUAAAGACAUUUCCUUGAA
Messenger RNA from Haliotis rufescens (red abalone), 2279 nucleotides. RefSeq lists its product as uncharacterized. The transcript has 6 exons. The record is from RefSeq and is a predicted model, not a curated record. Lineage: Eukaryota; Metazoa; Mollusca; Gastropoda; Lepetellida; Haliotidae. Bases 340 to 1404 code for a protein of 354 amino acids.